Molecule: messenger RNA, 651 nt
Organism: Geodia barretti
Lineage: Eukaryota; Metazoa; Porifera; Demospongiae; Tetractinellida; Geodiidae
Source: the annotation of a GenBank genome assembly
ACAAUCGAGUCGCUCAACAGGGAGAUUUCAGAAUGCAAGAGGUGCCCCCGGCUUGCAUCGUACAUCCGGGAUGUCGCAAGGAACAAGACACGGCGCUUUCGGAACCAAGAGUACCACGGACGGCCGCUGCCGGGAUUCGGCGACGUCAACGCAAGGCUGCUGAUCAUCGGUCUGGCGCCUGCCGCACACGGCGGAAACAGGACCGGGAGGAUGUUUACCGGAGACUCGUCGGGCGAUUGGCUUGCAAGGGUGAUGCACAUCCACGGGUUCGCCUCUAUUCCAACCAGCCAGGCUAAGGGAGACGGGCUGGUUCUCAAAAACGCAUACGUCACCGCGGCUGUGAGAUGCGCGCCCCCGCAGAACAGGCCCACAAGGGAGGAGAUGGACUCCUGUCACCCGUAUCUGGAGCGGGAACUGAAGAUUCUGGGCAACGUCACCACGAUUCUGUGCCUUGGACAGAUUGCCUAUGGCUCUGCAUGCAGGCUGUACGGGGUAAAGCGUGAAAGGUUUGGUCACAACAGGCUGUUCAGGUAUGACGGGGUUCAGAUUCUGACAUCAUACCAUCCUUCAAGGCAGAACACCCAGACGGGGCGGCUGGGCUGGAAGGCGUGGUCUGACGUUUUUGAGAGGGCAAGCAUGCUGGUGCGAUAG